Molecule: messenger RNA, 2106 nt
Organism: Penicillium daleae
Lineage: Eukaryota; Fungi; Ascomycota; Eurotiomycetes; Eurotiales; Aspergillaceae
Exons: 1
Coding region: 1-2106 (701 amino acids)
Source: RefSeq, a predicted model, not a curated record
AUGGCACCCGGUCGCUCAGGUGGACGGCCGAGCUCUUCUCGACCUGUCCGAUCCACGCGCACCAGGGUCAAGACAUACCAUGAAGACAGCACCUCUGCUGAGGACUCAAAUCAGGAAGGAGACGGAUAUGAUAUACCUUCGAGACGUUCUUCCGUCUCUCUCCGUCCACGCACUUCAUCCGGGAUACGUCGAUCUUAUCGCGAGGAGUCGUCAGAUACAGUCUCCGAGGGUUCGCUCGUCGAUAGCGACACGAGUUCGCCGGACUUGAACCCUGCGAUCCCCCCAUCCGAAAACACUCUUGCUUCUUCUCACCCCGACCCAGGCCCCGGCCCCUCAUCUUCCCACGAUACUCGCCACAGCGGCCCGCACGAUCGCAAUCGACCGUCCCGACGUUCGCAACCCCAACGCACCAAGACAGCGCACAAGAAAACCCCGAGACGAGCCAUAGGCCAACCUUUGAAGAAGCGUGUUCGGAUCGAUGCAAGUGAAGAGAUAUUCCUGACCUCGGGGGUCAUUCCGCCGUGGGCAACACUUCCGUAUCACAUACUUUUCGACAUCUUCCUGCGAGCGUCCUAUCCACUUGUCGACGAGCAGCUGAUGCAGCGGACCAAGUCAUCCAAGUGGCUUCUUGACAUGGCUCUUUUGUGCCGACAAUUCCUAGAGCCCGCGCUGGCAGCCCUUUAUUACUCUCCGCCGCUAGUUCCAGCCCCUAGGAGCUUCGAACUUCUAAAUCUACUAUCAAAGCCGCAGGAGUCGCUAUCGAUCAACUAUGCUGCCAAGGUCAAAGAGCUUCACGUGGAUGCAGAAUCGGUGCUACUCUACAAGAAUGGACCACAGCUUGGCUGGUUUGACCUUUGCGAGCUCAUUGCGAGAGUACCGCGAGUGCACACCAUGCGUCUGUUUCACAAAGAUGACUUCAUCAUCGGCAUCCCUGUUCACCUUAUCAAGCCCUCGAAGUGGGUCUAUCCUGAACGUCUACUUUCAGCCAUUGAUGAAGCGGGCAUUGUUCUUCGCCGAUGGGACUGGAAUGGUCGUUUCAUGGAAGACGCUGAUGACAUCCUUGCUUUUAUGCUCGAGAAGCAUCAACGAGCAGCGUUCCAGCGGUUGAGACAUCUCCGUUUGGUCCAUGUGGAUGACCGUACCCGUGAACACCCUCCUUCACUGGAGACUUGCCUUGUCGCAGUGAUAGAGCAACUCCCUCGGCUGGAGCAUUUGGAGUUCAUCGAAUGCUCCCUUGUGGGCAAGCACAGUUUACCGCAUAUGCCAUCAACGCUUCGCUCUCUUACUCUGACCAACUGCAACCGCAUUUUCUCUCCCGGUAUAGGGGCGUAUCUGAAGUCUCGUGGACAACAGCUUCGGCAGUUGAGCCUCAGUCAUAAUCGUCAUCUCAAUAUGUCGUUCAUCACCCAUCUUGGCGAGCAUUGCCCCAACCUGGAGCGAUUCAAGAUGGACGUUUCUCUGCAUGACUGGUCCAGCUUCCAUGACAAUGAACUCCAUUUUAAGGAACUCCUGUCUGACUCGGAAGUUCCAAUGUGGCCGGAAACACUUCAGGAUAUUGAGCUUAUCCAACUCACAAAGCUCAGCGAGACCGCAAUGGAGUCGCUCUUCAUGUCCUUGGUUGAAGCUGCGCCUAGGCUGCGGGACUUGCGAUGUCUGACCAUCUCAGCAAUUCUCAAGAUUGGCUGGCGCGAUCGCGCUACGUUCCGUGAAAGAUGGAUCCAUCGGCUGGAGACAACAUUCUUGCGUCGUAGCGCACCGCCUGACCCAAAUCUUCGUUCUCUGCGAAAGCGCCCUCUCCACUCUAACCAAUCUGUGAUUGGUGGAGAAUCAGCACGUCCUAGCUCUGCUGGUAGUGAGCCUUCCACUCCGUCCAAGCGCCAAAGUGUACGGCUCGCACAACUCAAAGAUUCAUUAUCGCGAUCUCCGUCCCCUUCGCCAUAUGAAGACAUCCGCCAGGGGAUGUGCGACGUGGUGAACAUUCGUAUUGACAAUCAACGCCCGACAGAAACCCAGUUCAAUGAAGGUGACUUCCUUGAUGAUGAGCUGAGUGGUGAUGAGGACUGGGCUGGCGAUGACUGGGAGCCCCCAGAUCGUCACGCCUGGUGA